This is a messenger RNA of Miscanthus lutarioriparius, 1284 nucleotides long. Lineage: Eukaryota; Viridiplantae; Streptophyta; Magnoliopsida; Poales; Poaceae. The record is from the annotation of a GenBank genome assembly.
AUGGAGAUCGUGCGCUCCCCCCGGCAGGUUGCCGCCGCAGGCGCGGGGGGCCUGCCGAUCUACAAGACGGCACCGCAGCUCGAGGUGCGGCUGGAGGAGUUUGAGCUCUUCGCCAUCGACCGGCUCCGAGUUCUCAAGGGGAUUUCAGAUGGACUCUCGCGUGGGAAGAGGCCGGAGGAGAUGGAGAAACUGGCCAGUGAAUUGUGGAAGACGCACAUGAGGCACCAGGAUCCAGCAGAGACUUUGAACAAGGAUAUAAUAUCGCACUUUGUGCUCCGCCUAGUCUACUGCAGAACGGAGGAAUUGCGAAAGUGGUUUCUCUCCAUGGAGACUACACUUUUUCGGUAUCGCUUUCGGCUUGAGAGUCUUGAAUCACAGAGGAUGCUUAUGACUGAGUUUCAACUGCCAUACAAAGCACUGCCACACUCAGAGUUUGAGGCUGUGAAAGACAAGUUGAGCCAAGUUGCACGUUCCAUUGGUCAAUCCACAAAUGUUGAGCAUGUGUUCUUCAAGGUACCUUUCGAAGAAGUUCCUGAUCUUGUUGCCAGCCGCCGGGUAUUUCUUUCAAAAGGCUAUGCUUAUGUGGCGAUGAGCCAGUUGGUUUCGCUAGUGGUUACUCAAUUCCGCUGCAAUAUCUCAAAGGCACUUGCUUUAACAAACAGAAAAUGGACAGCAAUCAUUAAAGAACAAGAAAAAGACAGGUUGACUCCUCCAAAGGAUGCUGUUGACAUAUCUCUAAAGGAUAUUGACCAACUGGCUAAAAGUUCUUUCCCUCUUUGUAUGCGGCAUAUGCUAGAUAAGUUGAGAGAGAACCACCAUCUGAAGCAUGGGGGUAGAAUGCAGUUUGGUCUUUUUCUUAAGGGUGCUGGACUAAAGUUUGAAGAUGCUCUUGCAUUUUGGAGGGUGGAAUUUUCUCAAAAGAUUGGUCCUGAGCGGUUCGACAAGGAAUAUGCCUAUACCAUCAGACAUAAUUAUGGAAAAGAAGGAAAACGGACAGAUUACACUCCAUAUUCAUGUCAAAAGAUCAUUUCUGCAACACCUGGUGUUGGAGAUCACCAUGGAUGCCCAUUUCGACAUUUCGGCGAAGAAAAUUUGCGGGCAGCACUCAACAAAAUGGGCGUUGGUGGGCAUGCAUUGGAAGAGAUAAUGGAUAAAGUGAAGAACAGGCAUUACCAGGUGCUGUACUUCAUUGCCAUUGGCUUAACCAAGCAAUAUGAUAUCCCUGAACUGACUGGUUUAUGUGGCAUAAUGAAAUAUACAGCUAGCUUGCACAUUAACCUUUGA